UGGUAUAUACAUAAACUUCCAAAAAUUAUUUUCUAAAUCAAUUACAUAACGAUAAGAACAAGAAAAUAAUCCAUCUAUACGGCCGGCAAAUUUUAUAAGAUUUAUAUAAAUCACAUCAAGCUUUCCUUCCUCCAUGUUUCAAAAGCUGAAGGAUAAAGACAGCUCUACUUGUCCCAGAAAUGGAGAAUCGCAGCCGCAGCGUCGAUAGCUGGCCGACCAGCCCGGAUUCCGACGAUCAUGAGCAGAAUUUCCAUAGCAUGCAGCCUGAAGCUCCGCAGGCAGCUCCCUUCGCUUCGUCAAACAGCCAAACGCCUCAGGCCACCGCCGGGAACCCGGCGGCUAACUCUUCUGAUUCGUAUGAAAAGAUGCAGCUGCCUUCGCCGCCGGGAAGGCGGCAGAGGAUGGCGCAGAUCGGACGGCCGUGGACAACGACGGUUUAUGAUUGUGGAUUGGACCGAACAAACGCAAUCAUGACAGCCUUAUGCCCCUGUGUUACCUUCGGUCAUAUUGCCGAAAUUGUGGACGAGGGCCAAACAAGCUGCACUGCGGGAAGUUUUAUGUACCUCCUCCUGGUUCCUGCUCUGUGUAGCUGCUGGAUUGUGGCUUCAAUCUACAGAAAAAAGCUGAGGAAAAAAUAUAGCUUGGUGCAGGCUCCAGCUGGGGACUGGAUCCUUCAUUUCUUUUGUCCUUUGUGCUCUCUAUGCCAGGAAUUCAGAGAGCUUAAAAGUAGAGGAAUUGACCCUGCCUUAGGUUGGAUGGGUUAUCUUGCCAAGCAACGAGAAGAAACACUCACCAUACCCCCAAAGAGCCAGGUCAUGAGUAUUUGAAGAAGAUUAAUAUUACACUUUCAAAAU
Molecule: messenger RNA, 854 nt
Organism: Phalaenopsis equestris
Lineage: Eukaryota; Viridiplantae; Streptophyta; Magnoliopsida; Asparagales; Orchidaceae
Product: protein PLANT CADMIUM RESISTANCE 8-like
Exons: 4
Coding region: 180-827 (215 amino acids)
Source: RefSeq, a predicted model, not a curated record